This is a messenger RNA of Ceratina calcarata, 3804 nucleotides long. RefSeq names its product acidic leucine-rich nuclear phosphoprotein 32 mapmodulin (gene Mapmodulin). NCBI's taxonomy places the organism in Eukaryota, Metazoa, Arthropoda, Insecta, Hymenoptera, Apidae. Gene Ontology annotation, molecular function: histone binding. The transcript is spliced from 8 exons. Gene Ontology annotation, cellular component: nucleus. Bases 201 to 977 code for a protein of 258 amino acids. The record is from RefSeq and is a predicted model, not a curated record.
GCAUAGGGCCUAGACCAGAAUCGAACCGCCGUUGGGUUGGCUCCUCGGUACGGUGGUGGCUCUGUCCGACGACUGGUGGUGUGACCGACCGUGGUCCGUCCGUCACAUAUUCCCGGUUUGAAAGCAAGGUUGCGACUAGUUGUUGCGACGCAGGAAGGUGUAGUGAUCUGUGUACGGAGUUACAAACGGGUCUGCCGGCCAUGGAGAAGCGGAUAGCACUCGAAAAACGGGGAAGAAACUCCGGCGAAAUCAAGGAACUCGUUCUUGACAAUUGUCGGAGUACGCAUAUAGAUGGUCUGACAGAUGAAUUUGUUGCAUUGGAGUCGUUAAGUCUCAUUAAUGUGGGUCUUACCAGUCUAAAAGGCUUCCCAAAAUUAUCAAGUCUUAAAAAGUUGGAACUUAGUGACAACAGAAUUUCUGGCGGUUUGAACCUCCUUCAGUCAAGCCAGAAAUUAACUCAUCUUAAUCUUAGUGGGAACAAGAUCAAAGAUCUCGAGACACUUCAACCCUUAAAGGAGUUUAAGAACUUAAAGAAUCUGGAUCUUUUUAACAAUGAGGUGACAAAUGUGGACAAUUAUAGGGAGAAAGUCUUCAGCCUUAUUCCCAGUCUUCGAUGUCUUGAUGGAUUUGACACGGACGAUUGUGAAGUCGACGACAGUGAAGGCGAAGAUGACGAAGUAAAUGGAAAUGAAGAUGGUGACGGUGAUGCCAAUGAAGAAGACAGCGAGGAAGUUUCAGACGAAGAAGACGAUGAAGAUUUCGACGAUGGUGGUGUAGGUUUAGCAACUGUGUACAAGGUUGAUUUAGAAGAUGACAGUGACGAGGAGGAUUUCCUCUGCGACGAAGAGGAGGAGGAGGAAGAGGAGGAGGAGGAGGAGGAAGACGAAAAUGAAGAUGACGAGCAAGAGGAAGAAGCAGAAUCGUCUCCCGCUCGAGGUAAGAAGAGAAAACAUGAAGACGGAGAUUCUGGGAACUAGAACCGCACUAAAAAGAGCUGGUUUCUUUCUUCAUACUGUUGAAUGAGUGUAAAAUUCGUAUAUAAAUAAUAACAAUAAUUGAGACGCCGAGUGAACAUCUGGGAAUCAAACUAAUUGACCGCGACCAAUGACAGAGACUACAGUUAGUGGUGUGUGAAUUUAUCAGUAAAUCUGAUUGACUGACUGACUGAGGAAUUGUCUGUGGAACAACAGGAACGAUUGAUUACCAUUGCGAGAGGAGGGAGAAGAGCAACGUGAAUGAGAAACGUGAAAAGAGGAUAAUGAUGGCAUAAAAUAGGACUGCAUUCCAGCUGGGCGCAGCGCGUUUUAGUUAUACUAACGAUAUUUUAUAUAGAGUAUAUAGUUAGAGUAUUUAGCGGUGUUGCAUAGAGAGAGAGAGAGAGAGAGAGAGAGAGAGAGAGUGAGAGAGAGUGAGAGUGAGCGAGCGAGCGAGCAAGCGAGCGAAAGAUUGGAUAUCGAUGGGAAGUGGAAAUAGAGAAAACAGAGGAGGGGUAACAUAGUGUGUGGUGUGGUGGAGUUUUACACUUGAAAAGGAGCAUAUUUGUCUGUUAGCUCCAGUCGGCCAAAGGCUGGUCACGCUGGAAUGCAGUCAUCGUUAAUCAGUACUAAGGUUACAUAAGUUACAUUUUAAAUACAUUAUUAUUGUACCAUGAUGAUAAGUAUAGAGUAAAUAAGGAACAACUUUUGUACAGGUUUACACCAUACAUCGAGGUGCCGAUUACGCCUCUGUGAUUUUUGGGACAGAAAAUAAAGAGAAAUAUAUGUCGCUCAUACAUUGAGCUUAUGUAUAUCUACGAAAGACGUAUUAAGAUAGGAAUUCGUAAUCGUAAGAAAUGAGCAAGUGAAGAAGGUAUGAACGUUUCGUUUAUUACAGAGAGUAAUAGUCUUUUCGAGAUGUGCUGCUGCAGGCUGUUUCUCACAAACACGGCUGGUUAGAUGACCAGCUAAAUAGCUCUUAGAAAAAAAUAAGUUACAUAAUUUCGAGAAGUGCGUACAGUGCUGUAACCAUUUUCUCAAUAUCUGGUUUCAUAUGUUACUGGCAGUGACAUGAAAAUCACUUUUACUAUCAUUUUUUUUCUAGAUGUAAUUCGUAACUGUUAUGUCAGAAUUGGCCUCGGAUUUGUGUGGAAAGUGAAAAAUAUGAAAUUUUCCGUAUGUAAAAGUUAUAUAAAAAGAUAGUUUAUUUCUUUCCAUCUACGAUGAAUAAUUUUCGAGUUGCUUGAUGAAGCUAGAGUUUGACGACGAGAAUCAGCCUGUAUAAACGAGAGCAACAAGUUUUAGUUCGAUUCAGUUUUUUUUUCUUUUCUUUUGUCUCUCUUUUUCUUUUUAUUUUUUCUGGACAAUGAUUCGAUGAACUUUGCCAUUUCGCGAGGAGUCGUAGUUUCAAACGUUUUCCGAGCUCGUAACAGUAGAAUGUUGAAAAGGUAAUGUAACAAUCAACACUGCUUCAUGACUUCAAGUCAUUUUUAAGUUUCAAAACGUGUAUGUACAAUGAUGGCAAUGGCAAUACGCCAGACGUAACAUGGCUGUUAAGGUAAUGCUGUUAUUUACUCUCGGGUAUUACAUGUGCUACGUGUGUGUUACGCUCUAAUCUAAUACGAAUUCGUUUUAUUAGACAUCGAUUAUCGUAGUAUCUUCCCGCCUGAAAUUGCAGGUGUUCUCAGCUAUCGUAAUUAACUUAAACGUAUUUUCAUUUCAACAUCAUUAUCGAAUCAUCACGGUUUUUUACGAUGAUAAUAGAAUUAAUUACUUGUUGAAUAGCACACAUCGCUUGUACACAAAUAUAAAAAUAUUUGAAACAUGAUGCAGGAGAUAAAUCAAAAUUGGUGUACCUUUAAUUUCUGUCUCUGAAGUUACCAUAAGCGCUGAAACAUCUCGCGAUGAUUCAACCGUGAAAUUAAUGGGUAAUCAUCAUCAUUAAUAUUAUUAUUAAUAUUAAAUUACGAUUAUGAUUUAAAUAAAGAUGAAAUGUAACAAAUAUUUACACUUGCGCUUUCGCACUUUUGAAUUGUAUUGUAAAAUGAGGAAAGAUGGAACGUGGAGACGGGAAAAUUUAGAUUAGAGUAGAGAAAAUCUGGAGACACAGGCGCAAAAAUAAAACGGAUGGGUCAGAGACGAUGUAGUAGUUAAUGGUGGUGGUGAGACUGUGUAUCGCUGGACGGACUAGCCAGUUAACUACGUGAUCGUGGGAUGGAUGGGAGUGAGAAUAGCGGCGAGUGAGAGUGUACGCGAGGAUCGGUUUUAUAAGAAAAUGAUACAAAAAUAAAUAAGAAUAAAAUUAUGGUAAAGUCGAGGAUCCUGGCGCCUUCUCCUGGUCGCCAGUUUGGUUAUGGCCUUAUCCAAUUUUUCCAAGACUAAAGCAAAUUUAUAUUAGGUACAUGUACAGGUCCAAAUCUGUAAAUUUCCAAUCUGCAAUUUGUAAUUGCGGUUCGCGCGGAUGCUCGUAGUAGAUUCGUGAAAGAAGGGAGAGAAGAUUAUGAAGAACAAGGCGACGAACAAGAAGAAAAAGUAGUUGAAUGAUGAAUAAUUAAUUAAAAUGAAAUUAAGAUUAUAAAUAAUUGAGAAUGUGUUCCGCGCGUCCCGCAACUCACACACAUACACUUUUGUCAAUUGCGAUUUUGGAUAGACCAUUUACGUAAGGGAAUCUAUCGUCCUUCUCUAUUAUCAAAUCUAUUACAUCUCUGUAUUGUCUGUCUGUUCCGUUCCGUUAAAGUGGAUUUUUAUCAUAACGUUUGUUUCGAUUUCGAGCAAUUCUCAUCACAAAAUAAGAAGAAAUAAUUUAUUAAUAAAAUCAUUUACAAAUCAA